Panicum virgatum (switchgrass) is the source of this 1092-nucleotide messenger RNA. RefSeq lists its product as uncharacterized. The record is from RefSeq and is a predicted model, not a curated record. The transcript is spliced from 3 exons. Bases 106 to 756 code for a protein of 216 amino acids. NCBI's taxonomy places the organism in Eukaryota, Viridiplantae, Streptophyta, Magnoliopsida, Poales, Poaceae. Gene Ontology annotation, molecular function: protein-disulfide reductase activity.
GGUCCAAGGGGGGAAAAAACCAGACCUGUGUGGUGUGUAGAGAACCGCCACCUGCCCACCUCGCCGCGGCGUCCGAGAGAAGAGAGAAGGGAAGGGGGAAAAAAAAUGCUCGCUAGAACCGUCGCCGGUCGCGCCGGCCCCCGCCUCGCGCCGCCCCUCGCGGGCCUCCUCCGCCGCGGCUACGCGGCCCCCACCUCCUCCGCCGCGGCCGCCGACGACCUCGUCAUCGACGAGGACCCGCCGCGCGCCUCCUCGCCGUCCGCCGCUACCGCAACAGCCACCGUGGCGGCCACCAUGCCGACCGUCCUGCAGCCGCGCGUGCUCAUCUACGACGGCGUUUGCCACCUCUGCCACCGCGGGGUGAAGUGGGUGAUCAGGGCGGACAAGCACGCCAAGAUCAAGUUCUGCUGCGUGCAGUCCAAGGCCGCGGAGCCGUACCUGAGGCUGGUUGGCAUGGACCGAGAGGACGUCCUGCGGCGUGUGCUCUUCGUCGAGGGGCCCGAGGCCUACUACGAGGGCUCUACGGCUGCACUGAAAGUUGCAUCAUACCUGCCUCUUCCCUACUCAGCCCUGAGCUCCUUGCUGAUUGCCCCCACUCCACUGCGUGAUUCAAUCUAUGAUUACAUCGCAAAGAACCGCUAUGACUGGUUUGGCAAAGAUGAUGAGUGCAUUGCUACCAAGGACAAGGACAUUCUUGAACGCUUCAUCGACAGGGAGGAAAUUCUUGGUGGUGGUCCCAGCAAUAGCUUCUUUUGAUCACAUCUUUGCCUGUGCCGUUGCUGACCUUUACUGUAGGGAAGAGAUGUAAAUAAUCUUCACGUCCAUCUAGAUACUCAGUGGCUAGUUUUCAUGACUCAUGGAACUUGGGAUCCACUCUGUUUAGUCAUUAACAAUGAUGCAGCAUACACACCUGCAAGGUUUGUCAGGUCAGGUGUAUUCCAUUUUGAUAACUAGGUGAAGUCAACAGGGGAUAGAAUUUUGAAUUAUGGAUUGGUAUGAAAGUUUCAAGUGCCUUGAUAUGACAUUAUCUGUGUUACUACAUCUGCUGUCUCGUAUAUGACAUUUCAGUCUAAAUAGCUGCAUGCCACAUUA